Molecule: messenger RNA, 1548 nt
Organism: Hemiscyllium ocellatum (epaulette shark)
Lineage: Eukaryota; Metazoa; Chordata; Chondrichthyes; Orectolobiformes; Hemiscylliidae
Gene: cyp19a1a
Product: aromatase
Exons: 9
Coding region: 1-1548 (515 amino acids)
Molecular function (GO): iron ion binding; heme binding; oxidoreductase activity, acting on paired donors, with incorporation or reduction of molecular oxygen
Source: RefSeq, a predicted model, not a curated record
AUGAGGCAGUUUGCCCUGGGUGAUACGCUGUUGAAGAUGUCAAAACCAGCCCAUCAGAAUCUAACAACUGGGGUGGUGCCUGAAAUGGGAUCAAGGGCCACUGCUCCUCUGCUGUUUUUCCUGGGGCUGCUCUUCAUUUUUGUCAAGACUUUGCAAAAGAAAGCAACUUUGCCAGGUCCUUCUUUCUGUCUGGGUAUUGGACCUCUCAUCUCUUAUGGUCGAUUCUUGUGGAUGGGAAUUGGUAGUGCCAGCAAUUAUUACAACGAAAAGUACGGCCAGAUAGUGAGAGUGUGGAUCCAUGGUGAGGAAACCCUUAUUAUUAGCAGAUCCUCUGCUGUGAACCAUGUGAUGAGGAAGGCGCACUACAUAUCCAGGUUUGGAAACAAACAGGCGCUUAAGUGCAUUGGUAUGAACGAAAAUGGCAUAAUCUUCAACAAUAAUCCCUCCAUUUGGAAAAUGACACGUCCGUAUUUUGCAAAAGCCUUGACUGGCCCAGGUCUUCAGAGGACUCUCGCUGUGAGUGUGGAAUCGACUCGUAAUCACUUGGAUAAAUUACUGGGGAGUAACAGCACCACAACUACCAGCACUACAGCCUGUGUGGAUAUACUGCUGUUCCUGAGAGCAAUCACACUAGACAUUUCCAACAGGCUAUUUCUCAGAGUUCCGAUGCACGAGGGCCAAAUUGUGUCUAAAAUUCAGAAGUAUUUCGACACGUGGCAAACGCUCUUGCUCAAGCCAGACAUUUUCUUCAAAUUCAAGUGGAUAUAUAAAAAAUAUGAAAAAGCUGCCCAGGAUCUACAAGAUGCAGUGGAAGAACUGCUGCUGAAGAAGCAACAAGAACUGCAAGAAGCUGAAAAACUGCAAGACAUCAGUGACUUUGCGACUGACCUGAUUUUUGCACAGACGCAUGGGAAACUGACUGCGGAGAAUGUGAGGCAGAGUGUGUUGGAAAUUCUAAUAGCAGGACCAGACACAAUGUCUGUCAGCAUCUUUUUUAUGCUAAUGCUUAUUGCCCAACACCCUGAAGUGGAAAAGAAAAUAGUUGAAGAGAUUCAAGAAGUUACAGGGGAACGGGAGGUACAGAACAGUGACCUGCAGCUACUGAAGACUGUGGAGAAUUUUAUUUAUGAGAGUAUGAGGUACCAGCCCGUGGUAGGCUUCACUAUGCGCAAGGCUCUUAAAGAUGAUGUGAUCGAUGGCUACCCAGUUAAAAAAGGCACCAAUAUUAUCCUUAACCUGGGCCGUAUGCACAAAGAUGAAUUCUUUCUCAAGCCAAAUGAGUUCAACCUGGAAAAUUUUGCACAAAAUGUUCCUCAUCGCUACUUCCAGCCAUUUGGCUGUGGCCCUCGGUCCUGUGUUGGAAAAUAUAUCGCCAUGGUGAUGAUGAAAGGUAUCUUGGUGACCAUGCUGAAGAGGUACAGAGUGCACUCACAUAAUGGAACAACAUUAGAAAAUCUCAAAAAUAAUCAUGACUUGUCCUACCACCCCAAUGAGUCAUACUCGCUUCCCCGAAUGACCUUUACCCCAAGGAAUCAAGCAGAGGCCUAA